CGCCCCGCAACAGCACCGCUGCCCACCCAGUGCCCGGGAAUACGAUGCUGCCAGCUGGUGCCAGUUAGCGAGGCCGCAGCACCCAUGUUGCAGGUCGGCGCGCCCGUAUCAUCAUCUCACAGCGCCAUGAAGUAGAGGCGGAUAUUGCGAGAGGUGGGACAGGAAGUAAAACAGUCCGGAGAGGAGGCCUAGUGACCCGGCGAGAGCAAACAUGCCCAUUGUAGAGAAACUUAAAGAUGCCCUGAAGCCAGGUCGGAAGUAUUCAGAUGAUGUAGAACUUGGAAAACUGCUCACUUCUUCUGCUAAAAAGAUACUUUUGCAAAAAAUAGAAUUCGAGCCAGCAAGUAAGAGUUUCUACUACCAACUGGAGACCCUGAAGAGUAAAUAUGUCCUGUUAAGUCCGACAUUUCAGCCGACCACUCCACAUAGAAGCUUAGAAGGGAACCAAAAGCAGAGCAGUGACCUCGCUUCAAAUAGUACAGAUGGAAUUCCACUUCCUCCGAAGGUUUUGUUCCCAGUUGAGAAGCUGUCAAUGAAAUGGGAACGAGUGUCCAGAGUGGGAGCUGGACUUCAAAAUCUUGGGAACACCUGCUUCCUAAACUCUACAGUACAGUGUCUGACCUACACCCCUCCUCUUGCUAACUACUUACUGUCAAAAGAGCACAGCCGUAAUUGUCAGCAGUGUGGAUUUUGUAUGCUGUGCAUUAUGCAGAACCAUCUCAUUCAAGCCUUUGCAAACAGUGGGAAUGCCAUCAAGCCAGUUUCUUUUAUCCGAGAACUGAAGAAGAUUGCUCGUCAUUUCCGAUUUGGAAGCCAAGAAGAUGCACAUGAGUUCCUGCGCUAUACAGUUGAUGCCAUGCAAAAGGCCUGUCUGAAUGGAUACACCAAGCUGGAUCGCCAAAGUCAAGCUACGACUUUAGUGCAUCAGAUAUUUGGAGGAUACUUACGCUCUCGAGUAAAAUGUUCAGUUUGUAAGAGCGUCUCUGAUACAUUCGACCCAUAUUUGGACAUCGCACUGGAGAUACGGCACUCGGUGAACAUUGUUCGUGCUUUGGAACUGUUUGUGAAAUCAGAUGUUCUCAGUGGAGAGAAUGCCUACAUGUGUGCAAAAUGUAAAAAGAAGGUUCCUGCCAGCAAGAGAUUUAGUAUUCACCGAGCAUCCAAUGUCCUCACACUCUCACUAAAGAGAUUUGCCAACUUCAGUGGAGGAAAAAUUACCAAGGAUGUUGGGUACCCCGAAUUUCUGAAUAUCCGUCCAUACAUGUCCCAGAGCAAUGGAGAGCCUGUUAUGUACGCACUGUAUGCUGUACUUGUGCACUCGGGGUACAGUUGUCAUGCUGGACACUACUAUUGUUAUGUGAAAGCAAGUAAUGGCCAGUGGUAUCAGAUGAAUGAUUCACUUGUUCAUGCAAGUAACAUCAAGGUUGUGCUGAAUCAGCAGGCGUAUGUCCUCUUCUAUUUAAGGGUUCCAGAGUCCAGAAAGAGCUUUGAUGCCUCGGUGUGUAAGGUGCCCCACUCCCAAAUUUCUCGCCCUAGCUCCGUUCCUCCUACUAUAAAGAAAACCCUGUCUAAUGGCAGUCUAUCAUCCCCACUUAUUGGUAAGAGGCUAGAAGGGCUACAUGAAAAGAAGCCUCCACAUAUGGAUGAUAUUGGGGUUCCAGUCUGUCGCACAUAUCUUUUAUCUGGUAACAGAGAACACAGUGGAGUUCCUCACACAAGGCCUCUCAGUGCAGGCCCCUCUCCAAAGCUCCACUCUAAAACCUCAUAUGCCCCAUGUAUUUUGGAUGAUCAGUUGAGAAAAGUGAAGAAAGCUGUUCAUGGCCAGUUAAGGACUCCUAAAGAUACUUGUACAACAAAUGAAUCGAACAUGCAAGAGGGCUCCAAACCAAAUUGGGACACUGUAGGUCGCUCUUCAUCUGCCGGCUCUAAAAUUUCAACUGGAAACCUUGAAUCGCAGGAAAAUAGUGACAGUGAACAGGAGGAGGAGAAAAAUGUAAAGCCAGAAGAACCCAUUGUAAAUGGCCAAGCUUCAUCAUUGGACACCUCUGAAAACGGGAACUUAACUUCACCGUGCUGCUCCCCAACAAUGGAAGCAGGACAGCCAGGGGCAAGCAAUACUUUGAAAUCGAAGUCACCCACGCUGGCAAGUGUAUGUGAAGCUUUGACGGCCAUGUCACCCCCACCUGCCAAAAAGCUAGCCCUGUCUGCCAGAAAGGGCAACAUGCAGCAGAAGGGAAGCAGAAAUGACGUUUACUACCCACCUCCCCUCUCUAUCUCCGCUGGCUUCACUCAUCCCAUCUCUGUUUCCCCUGGUCCCACCACACUCAAGCCGCUUCAUAUGCCCCGGGUAUCUCACCAACUUGCAGGCGACUUCCCUGGGACUUGUAGCAUUACUUCUAAGCAGAAAACUGUCAAAUCCCAUGGAAAGCAAAGAAAGCCAAGGGUUGAAUUAACCCAACAUUUCACUCCACGAUGUCACUCAAACAACUCUCCCUUCAGUAAGGCAUUGUCACCACCUAAAGGGAAUGUUAGAGACAAUUAUGUUAAUCUAACAGAGACUCAAAGCCCCUCACAGCAAAAACUGAAAUGCGAACCGGAAGCACAUGAAUUAAGCUGUAAUGGGGAAGUCCGGGCUAUGGAGGGAAGUGAUGUUAUGAAGAAAAACAAGAGAAAAGCAUUGGAAAGUAUAGCGAGAACAGUGUGUGUUAUCUCCCACUUGGAGACGCAGGGAAAAACCAAAUCUGAUUUAAAAGAAAGUAAAAUUAAACACACAAAGUUUGAACCGCUGCUAACCCCUACGAAACAUGUAUCCAAACAAACCGAUCACACGCAGACAUCCCAGGAGUCAAGAUGCAAAACAAAAAAGAAGAGAAGGCAUGUAAAACCUGAUCAACAUGUAGAGGAUAAUCUCCAGGCUCCAUUGAACGGUACUUAUUUACUUAGUACUGAUGACAUGGAAGAAAAUCAGGUUGUCAGAAAAACAAAGAAAAAGAAGCAAAAGCCACAAGUACAGGAGAGCCAAAGCAUCAUAGAAAACGAAUCCAUCAGUAAACAGAAACCUACAGCCCAGGAAGAGAAAUAUGUAUGCGUAUGGGAUAGUCAUAUCAAAGAUGGAUACAAGAGACCUCCUUCCAUCCCCUGUGCAGAAAAGAAAUUCCAACCAGCUUGGGAUGGCACAAAGAAUUCUUGUGUUGUCCAAGAGCUACUAAAGAAUUCCAGCAACAAAGCAUAUGGGACAGAAGUGCUUACUUGGGAUGGUGAAGAGUCUACUGUAAGCCGAGACGCCGUACGUGAUGCACGCGAAACCAAAUAUAACACAGUUAUAGAUGAAUGGGAUGAAGACUUUGACAGUGGAAAGGUGAAAAAAAUAAAGUUCAGACGUGACAGAUGGAGAAGUAAAAAUGGUUUCCAAUCUCUACAGGACCGACGCAACUUCUGGUCAUUCAGCAACCAGAGACACUUCCCCAGAGUGGCAUACAGGUCCUGAUUACAACAUGGGAGAUCAAGUGUAUUCUCAUUCCCAACAUGCUCCUUCUCUGCUGAUUUAAUCAGUUACAUAGAAUGGUGUAAUAAAACAUCUAACUUUCCAGAGCUCUCUGAUGUGUAAUAGCUCACUCUAUCUGUUAUGGUAGAUGUUUCUCUCAUUAUACAAGUUAAUACUUUAAGAACAUGGCAGCUAAAUUUUGGAGAUAACUACAAGUGUAUGGAUUAAGGAUACAUUAUAGAAAUAGUAAGUAGGCCGUGAAGAAAUGGUAAUACCUGACACCCUUCAGGUUUUCACCCAGACUGGCAUACAAGUUCUGAUAACAUGGAUAACAAGCGUGUUAUCAUUCCUGACGUGCAUUUAAUUACACAGUCUAGUGUAAUAAACCUUUGAAUGCCCUGCUCUGUGUGAUGUGAAAGGCGUCUGUUAUUUUAGACAUGUUCUGAUGGAAAUACAUUACAGCUAGAUGUUAAUAAUCAAAUUGUGAUUCCAUGAGACCUUCAUUAAGCACUGAGGGGGUCAGGUAGCAGAGAGCUAAAACUCCAAUUGCCAGGGCAAUGGUGGGUAAAUGAUCAUGCACCUACACCACAUAUCUAGUCGGAAACAUGAAGGGAGAUCAUUUCUGGCCUAUUCCUCUAUUGAUACAGUAUCUGGCUUUGGUGGUUGGGCAAAUCAAACUCUGUCAGAUAUGGCCAUAUUUGUGGCUAGGGCCAAAUGUCUUCAAUGAAUAGAGCUACAUGAAUGCAAUUUGAUGCCACACACAUCAGUAGGUACAAUUAGCAUCUGGUGGAAUCUAACAUUCAUAGUGUUCAACAACUCAUAGGUCCUCAUCAGGUAUAUAGACGGUUUAUAACUCUCUUUGUGUUCUUACAUUGGGGGACGUGUAGCCAGGUGGGUCUAAUAAUGCCUAAUUGUCCAAUAAAAUGGUAUUGUUUUGCUUCAAUAA
This is a messenger RNA of Pseudophryne corroboree (corroboree frog), 4430 nucleotides long. It is a transcript of the gene USP36, whose product is annotated as ubiquitin specific peptidase 36. The record is from RefSeq and is a predicted model, not a curated record. The coding region runs from base 212 to 3487 and encodes 1091 amino acids. The transcript has 19 exons. Gene Ontology annotation, molecular function: cysteine-type deubiquitinase activity. Gene Ontology annotation, cellular component: cytosol; nucleus. Gene Ontology annotation, biological process: regulation of apoptotic process; protein deubiquitination. Lineage: Eukaryota; Metazoa; Chordata; Amphibia; Anura; Myobatrachidae.